AUGCUGCAAGAUAAAUCAAAGAGCGAUUGGGACGAAUCAAUAAUAGUGCCAUCCGGGGAAUAUCAAGAAGAGAAAAACACUUUUAGAACAAUUUUAGGACACCACAAGGAACUCCAAAAUCUACCAUUUAAAAAUAAUGAAACGAAUUUUGCUGAUUUUACUGAAAUUAAAUAUAGUAUUGACGAAACUUUGCAUAUCAAGGAAGAAAAUAUUGAAGUUGAAGCGAUUGCAGGUCAAGAAUAUUUUAGAGAAUAUGAGGCAAAAUUGUGUAACGCAGGUAUAAAAGAAACUGAUAAUUCUACUGAUAACAGCAAACUUCUGACCCAUGAGAAGAAUAAUAUUCAGAAAUCAGAACAGGAACCGGAAAAGAAAUACAAAUGUAAAAAGUGUGCCCGCAGCUAUAAUUGGAAAAGGAAUUUGCAUCUUCAUCAGAAAUUUGAGUGUGGCGUCAGGCCACGGUUCAGAUGUAAAUUCUGCGGCAAACGAUUUCCGUUGAAAAGUAUCAUGUAUCGCCACAAAUGUUUUCAAAGUUACAGUUUGUUGAGAGAUUUAAGUCGACGUAAAUAUUUAAAACAUGCAGCAGUCAUACAGGAGAGUACAACUGCUCACAUUUCUCCGGGCAAUAGCUCUGGUGCCAAGACUUUAAUUAAAUACGACCUUGACGAUACUUUAGAAAUCAAGGAAGAGCUCAUCGAAGAUCCAGUGGCAAUUACGGUGAAUAAACAAAAUAAAUCCAAUGAGUCAACAUUUUGUACCGUAUAUAUAAAAGAAGAUGAUAUUUUGGAGAUCAACAUAAUUCCAAGAAAAAAUCAAAGAAAUCAGCAGAAAGGUUAUAUGGUGGACCGUAUUCUUUUACUGGAAUUUAUUUUGAAGAUAAUUCUGAUGCCAAUACUUUAACUAGAAUUGUAUACGACAAUGACGAAUCUUUGGAUAUCAAGGAAGAAAUCAUCCAAGUUCCAGAGAUAAUGAGAGUCCAGAAAUGGAAUAGAUCAUACGAGUCAAAAUUUUAUACUAAAGAUAUUGUAAGAAAAAAUGAGAUUUUAAAGGUUAGGCCCAAACUGCAGACGCGGAAGAAGCAGGCAAUUCAGGAAUCAAAACCGAAAAUGAAAUACACGUGCAACAAGUGUGCGCGAAGCUAUUCCCGGAAAGGAACUUUGAAUUAUCAUCAAAAAUUUGAAUGCGGCGUCAGUCCUCAGUUCUCAUGUAAAUUCUGCGGCAAACCAUUUAAGCGGAAAAAUUGCAUGAACGUACAUAUAGAUCGCGUACAUCAGAAAACAAAAUCAAAAAAAUCGGAAUUGCGGUAUAAAUGCGAUCAGUGUUGGCGAAGUUACAGUUGGCCAAGAGGUUUAACUCGACACAAACUUUUUAUACAUAAUGGAGCCAAACCACAAUUUACUUGCGAUCAUUGCGGAUAUAAAUCGGAACAAAAAUGGAUCUUGGUAAAACACAUUACUUCAUGCCAUCUAAAUUAUUAAUAACGUACACCGAAACAUUACAUUUUAGGAAGUUUCUAAUAUUGGUUAAAGUAACUCAUUAUUUUGCACCAUAUGUAUUCGAAAUAACAUUUUGAACUGGCUGCUUGAAUGUUAGGUUAAAUACACGAGUAAUCACGUUAUUUAUUAUGUAAGAUUUAUUAUUUACUAUAUAAAGCUAUUGCAUUUGC
Molecule: messenger RNA, 1663 nt
Organism: Belonocnema kinseyi
Lineage: Eukaryota; Metazoa; Arthropoda; Insecta; Hymenoptera; Cynipidae
Product: zinc finger protein 354A-like
Exons: 6
Coding region: 1-897 (298 amino acids)
Source: RefSeq, a predicted model, not a curated record